UGGCCUUGUUCGGCUGCUCAUGCAUGUGCAGUACGUGCUAUACUGAUCCGACAUUGUCGGCGUGUUGUGUCAUCGCAGUUGACAUUCCACCAACAGGUGGACUGAGGCGUGCAAGUUGUACAUACAUCAACUUGUGGUUGUGGACAACUCCUGUCACAUGAAUGUAUUGACAUUCUAGAUCUAUACAGCCAAGGUGGAGGAACAACGUUAUUGGCAGAUGUACGCUGCUUGCUCGCAGGUUGCUAAUUGUAAGAUGAUGAAGGAGCCGGACGUCCCUGAGGAGGUAGAUGGAGCUCGCUAAAUGCAGACACUUUGGAAGCGGGUUUGCAGUACCGAUAUUAGACUCAUGGAGGAAACGUCUGACUGCAGUAGACCAGAAGAGAGGAUGGAGGGACGACGAGAGAGCAAGGGGGACGUGGAUUACCUGGACCCCAGCGCUGUUGGGACAUACAGGAAACACAGUAGUGGGGACCUCCACAGUCGAUUAAAAACCCGCAAACUCCUCGGUGUUGGCGAAACAGAUGAUGGCGAUGUUCACAGGUCAAAGUUAAGUCAGAUCCUGGGUCACAGUGACCAGCUGUAUAUCCGCCUGCCCCAAGGUCUGCGAGUAUGGCAGUGUCUACUGGCUGCCAUGUUCACCAUCAUCGCCCUCUGGGCCUUGGUGUUUCCUGCUCAUCUGUUUGACAUCUCCUUCGAGACAGAGGAGGGCAAAUACCUGACACUUCCAGUCCGCCUCUACGGCGCUGCAUUGCUCAGUCUGUCCUGCUUGCACUGGAACACCCUCCAGUCUCAGGACCGAGAUGUCAUCAGAGGCUCUCUGCUGUCCAGUGUUAUCUACUUCUCUCUACAAACCCUCGUUACAGGCCUUCAUCUGCUGUGGACGGGGAGUCUGUCUCGCAAUGCAUCUAUCCUACUGGGCUGCCGGGCCAUGUUUGCACUCAUCACCUACCUGUUCUAUCACCUGGUGGGCUGUAAGAAUGUCUCCAUCCGACGCACCAACUCUACCAGCAAGGAGCUGCACAACCAGAAAGAGCACUAAACAAGGGCAUGUAACUCUAUGUACCGACGCACUGUCACAAAUCUUCUUGGGGAAAGUUCUCGGUGUACUUCCUUGUCUUGAUAUCAUCUUGUGUAGUCACUAGGAUAGUUCCCUUGUUUUGCUGGUAUGGGUAGUCACCAGGAAACUGUUUUCUCAAUGAUAAGAUCUCCCUGGCUUCCUUCCUCAAAGCAAUCUUGGCAUCAUGUGUAUUAUUGGUUUCAUUACAGGAGUUAUUAUAGGUGUUACAACUUGGCUAUGAUAGAUUUGUGGAAGGGAGCCAGAUCAAUGACGAGGUGGGAUCAUUUUGUGACAAGGUCAGGUCAUUAGAGGACAAGGUCGUGUUGCCAGUAAGCAAAGGCUAAGUCAUUUUGAGACACGAUCAGGGUUAAUAGUGAUGAGGCCAAGGUCACAACAAUGUUAGGUUACAGAGGGUCAAGGUCAAAUGACAAGGGUCCAUAAAAUGUCAAGGUCACAUGAUGAUGAUGUCAGGAUGGAAACUAAAUUGAGGGAGAUGACACUAUAAUAUGGGCAUUAAGGUUAACUGUUUAAACCCAUUGCCAGAAAUUUGUAUUGUUUGCCUCAGAAACAUAGCAUCCCAUUGAUUGUAUAUUAUUUAUUCAAUCAGUCUUUGCUAUAGGAAUAAAUAUGACAGGUGCAAGACUAGAACUUCAAGAUGUCUGUUUGUUGUUAUUACAAAAAGUGAUAUAAUUAGCCUUCCAUUUUGUGAACAUAUGUAGCUUUAUACAAAUUGGCUUUCUCAAAUGAGCUUCCUCUCAAACUAGCUAAAGAGAAUGAGUUCUUCUCAUCAACACAAUCCUAUUACCAGCAAACUUUGUACCACUCUAUAAUUCUUCAUCAAGUUUUUUUCAGUGUUGUGUGCAUUUUUUUCCAUUAUAUAAUAUGACAAAAAAUAAAUACUUUUCAAUAGAUAAAAUAUCCUUUGCAAUUCUAACCUUGCACUUGUUUUGAAAGACAAAACAGCUAGUGUUUGUGUUAAGUCUAUCAUUUACUGGUAACCGUUCUUAUAUUUGAGCAAGAACAUUCUAGAUCUGAGGUACAGUACCUGUUUAGAAUGUCCGCAGUAUGUUCAUUAUUUGGUUUGAAUUACACAGUAGAGGCGUGAAACCUGCUUAGCUGAGGUACGCUUACAUUCAUGUGUUGCUGUUUAUCGUCACAGUUAAUGCUUCAUCUUGUCACAGGUAACACUUUGUGUCGUCACAGGUAACACGUCAUGUCAUCACAGUGCUUCAUCUUGCAGCAUACUUGUCCCACUGCCUGACAUUUUGAAAACAUUCUCAUAAAUGCUUCUGCAUUGGCGACUGAUUGUUUCCUCAGUAACAUCAAUGAUUGAACAGUCCUCCAGGAACAUCUGUGACUGAAAUCUCCUAGAGUAACAUCACGCUCCUUGAGGAAUGUCUGUGACUGAACUCGUCUUGAAGAAUUUCUUUGAUAGAACUCUUCUUGUGGAACAUCAGUGGUUGAACAAAUCUUCAUUAAUGUCUUUGAUUGAAUGUUCCUUGAGUUACAGAACUCUUAUCAAGGAACAUCACGCUCCUUGUGGAAUGUCUGUGACUGAACUCCCUCGAGGCACAUCACUGACUGAACAUUCUUCGAAGAACAUGUUUGACUUGACACACUGCAAGUAACAUCAGUGAUUGAACACUUCUUGUGGAACAUCAGUGAUUGAACACUUCUUGUGGAACAUCAGUGAUUGAACACUUCUUGUGGAACAUCAGUGAUUGAACACUUCUUGUGGAACAUCAGUGAUUGACCGCUCUUCACUAUGUGUGGCUGAUUUACAUGUCGCCAUGUCCAUAAGACUCAUAGCCACUCCAGUAUAUCUUGUGACAACUACUCUUGCAUGUCUAAUGACCAAUGGUAUUGCAUGUCUAAUGACCAAUGGUAUUGCAUGUCUAAUGACCAAUGGUAUUGCAUGUCAAGGCUGGAUUUUCCGGCCAUCACCAUGGACUUGUAUACCAGCUGUCUGAGUGACAAACCUGGAUCUGUGUUCAGCACAGAAGCCAGACACUGGACAUUACUAGAAAGACACUGGACAUUACUAGAAAGACACUGCUGCUGGUCAGCUUCCCAGGAAGUUUGAACCUCCUGAUUGACCCCAUUGAAGUGAACCUGUAGAAGAGGGAGGGUUAGGUUCCGACCUACCCUGUCCACGCAUGUCAUGAUAGACUCUACCAGUUAUGUGGGAAUGUUCUCUGCCUUACACGUGGCAAGAUCUACUGGCAUGGAACAAGAACAUGUGGACUUCCUGAGUUGAUUCACCAGUAGCUGAUGGGCUCUGACUGACACAUGGCAAGAUCUACUGCUAUGGAAUGAGAACCUGUGGACUUCCUGAGUUAUUCAGUAGUAGCAGACAAUUUAAGCAAGCUGCCCAUCAUAUGAUUAGCAGCAAGUCCAUGACAUCCAACAAAUUCAGUCUACAUCUUGAAGUGCAAGGUUAACUAAACCUGAGAUCAUAUGGAUGAACCACAGUUAGUGAUAGUGUCUGAUGGAUUGAUGACAAAAACAUGUACAAGUUGUCUCUGCAUGAAAUUGUUCUUGCUAAGACAGUGACGUAAUGGUCAUGGCUCUGGGCAUGAUUAUUACAAACAUAUAAGCUCUUUCUUCCAUCAGAGACUAUUUCUUAUCUGAUUACGUCUUCUGUAUGCCCCCCUCACAAGCUAAUCAUAAUAGUGUUACGUCUCUGGCAUUGUGCUCAGUCCAUGCAAGGAGUACACUGAAUACUCAACUGACAACAAUGGAGACUGGACGCUCCCAAUGCUGGCCUAUAAAUCACAAUAAAUCUGAACGUUGGCUCUAGGUUUUGUUCAUUGAGUGUGCCAUGCUUCUUCAGAUAUCACCAAUAUAAUGCAUUCCAUACACAUGGUGUCACAAAAUCACUGGUAUUUUAAUUGCUAAUGGUAUUGUUAGUGGUCCAAGUUUGUAUCAUUAUAACACAUCAGACGGUGUAGUAUUUCUGUUCCCAAGUAGAAAACAAGACCUUUUCGUAGACUGACAAUCUCAACCACUGUACAUUGUGAAAACUUUUUGUAUCCCAGCUGUCAUCACUGUCAGCAAUGACACAAUGUCCUUUCCCAAGAACACUGCAGAAUCUCAGCAAACUGAAUCCCAUACUGUAUAGGUUGUGACAGUGCAGUGUCUGUGUUGAAGGUGGUAGUUGAUGGCCAGCACUUCCUGGGUCUGUGCACACCGUGUUCCUCCACACAAAUAAGGAUGCUUUGUUGUGAAGUAAGAAACUCACUGUGUUCUAGUCAGGAAAUAAAACAGGUCCAUGUAUGAGAAGUCAAAUGAGACACAUGCAUGAAUGUUGUGCAAACUUUUUGCCUGAAAUUGAAGCACUGUGUAGCAAUGUAGAUGUAAUCUGAAUGCUCAUUGGUCUGAGCCUUGGUAGGAACCAUGUCAAAAUUCAUUCGUUAAAAAUGUACAAGUGUACCACACAGGUGCCUUGUGUUCAUGCUUGCUGCAGGAACAUGGUGUAUACAAACCAAGGAGGUAUUGAAGGAGGUCUCAAUCCAGUGUGCCACCUUGCGCUUCACUAUAUAGAUCCGCUUCUCAUAUCUCCAUAAACUGGUUGUCAGUGAUUCCUGUAUUUCCAUAAGUUUAUAUGUGCCUGCAGAUACACCCUUGUAAUACCACCAUGACUUGUCAUCUACCUCAUUAUGUCUCUGUACCAUGCCCACACUAGUUAUCUCCCCUCAAAUACCAGGUUGUAGCAGCUGGCUUGUCAAUACAUGCUUUAUACGGAAUUAAUACUUUUUGGAAAAUGAUGUCUUCAAAUUUGGUCAGAUUUCAGUUUUGAGAUUGAAUAUUUUGAGACUGACUGUGUUAUGACUAAAUGGUUCUUAAUUGAGAGAAAUCAGACUGGUGGUAUGUGCUUGUUCCCCAAAAUCAGUCCACAUAUAGCAACAUCUUACACAUAAUUUUUUGACAAUUAUUAAAAUAUACAGACAGGAAAUAUGAUUGAAUCAUUUGUAAAAGUGUGAUGCCUGACUAUGAAUAUAAGAAAAUUUCAAUUGAUUGUUUAGUUUGUUAAUUACCUAUGGAAGCAGUAUCACCAUCAUCUCUUGCUCUGGACGUUAUCUAGAUAGGAAUGUAUCGUCGUCCACCAUGAUUCACACAUGGCCUGGGAAGAUCCCCACCCACCCAGUGUGGACCGCAGCCCACUAAGGAUCAUCCUUUCAACAUAAUGCAGCUGUCUCACCUCAUGCACCAAGUCAGCCGUCUUGUACUCAGUGUACACGUUUGUUUGUUCGUUAUAGAAGACACAAUAUACCGUGGAAAUGUUAAAAUAUCCAGAUCUGUAUCACCGUCACAAGCACCUGUCAGCUCAGUCAGGGAAGUAUGAUGGUCUGUCUGUGCUGGAGGGGCCCUGCUGUAAGUUAAUGGGAUCACUAUAUGAGAUGCAGCAAAGCCUCCAGAUUUCAUUAAGGUGUUCUUCAUUUAGUCAGUAUUAAAUUUAAUAUGAUGAAAUCUAAUAUCAUAGUAUCAUUUUGGGACCACCACUUGAUACAUUGAAACCUGAUAGCCCAGACACCCCACAUUCCUGAUGAUCUUGAUGGAUCAUGGAAAAGUCUGGAUUAGAGUUCCUGCAUGAAGCACAUUUCUGGUGUCCCCUGCUGUGACAUUGCUGGAAUACUGCUGACAGCGGUGUAAAAUUAAACUACCUGCUCCUCGGACAUCAAGUAGGAAGUAAAUACAUCUGGACAAGGAACGUCCAUGGUGGGCCUUGUAUCUGAGUGUGGAGCAUCAAAUAACAAUUUGGAGAUAGUCGUACCACCCAGUGGAUCAUGUCACAUGAUACAGGUAGUACUAAACAUAUGUCUCUGUUAUCCUAAAUUUUGUAUUUUAGUGUUUUUUUCUCUAGAUUAUAAUACCUUACAAAGUGGUAGUAAUCACCUGAGCUUACAUUGAAUUUUUGUUUGACUCCAGCAUUAGACAAGUGGGGACUGUUGCGACAUUAUUGCCAUAGUUACCAUGGUAACGAUUGAUCAAGAACAUAGGAGCAGGAUGGACAGAUUCUUUCUAAGUUGUAGUGACUACUUGUCUUGUUGCAUUGGUGAUUGUCAGUCAUUGUCAAAAUGUUGCUGAUAGCAACAGAUGUUUCAUGUCAUACCUGACUACGUAGCCAUGGCAACAGUGUCAUUUUGACAUGUGGCCAUGGUAACAGUGUCAUCCUUCAUCAAUGUUGAGUGUUGUAAAACUGUUCAAACAUAUCAAACUCCACAAGCCAUUGCAAACAGCCAAUAUUUCAUCUUUUAAAUUGGUCUUUUAGAAAUUUAGAGACUGAUCCUUAAAGUUAUCUUUUUUAUGAAAUGUUCAAUUUUUAUCGAAUUUUGUAAAAUAAUUUUUCUUAUAAAUUUCCAGAUGAGACAGUAGUGAGAGUAGUAGGAGGAAGUACAGUUUGUAUGGUCUAGUGUAGAAUAAUUUUGCUUGUUGAUGGAGUCGGUGAAAGUGGUUGCUGCAACUCCAUCGUAGCCCUGUAGCAGUUAUGUCUUACAGUAGUCAUCUCACACCAACACACCAUGUUCAGAGCAUUGAUGUAUAUUUUGUGAAUAAAAUGUGAAUCUUUAA
Molecule: messenger RNA, 6628 nt
Organism: Haliotis rubra (blacklip abalone)
Lineage: Eukaryota; Metazoa; Mollusca; Gastropoda; Lepetellida; Haliotidae
Product: tumor protein p53-inducible protein 11-like
Exons: 8
Coding region: 302-1039 (245 amino acids)
Source: RefSeq, a predicted model, not a curated record